AUGAAACCGUCUUUGCUUCUAGCCGCAAGCCUCGCUUCUGUGACUUUGGCAAUCGUUCCUGAGGGAAUCAUCUCGGGCGAGAAAGCAGCUGUGCCUGGAUCGCAGUCGCUUCCGAACUUGUUUACCGUGUCUUCAGCUAGUGAGAUUGAUGGCUGGGAUGUGGGCGGCACCUUGAAGCUUGAAGCAGGUCGGUUAGCCUUUGGUACUGGACAGGGUGCUCUUUGGUCAAAACAGCCGUUGGCAAACUCCAGAGACGAGUGGGUGAUUGAGGCAGUAUUUAGAAACUCCGAGGUUAAGGAGACAGCAGAUCAUUCAUUUGUGGACACAAACGGCCUUUCAUUUUGGCUUUUACAAGCUGACACAACUCCAAAGUUGUACUACGAUGUGCUGAACUUUGGUGGUCCCGCAAGUUUGACGGGUUUCAACUUUUGGUGA
Messenger RNA from Candidozyma auris, 435 nucleotides. RefSeq lists its product as uncharacterized. The coding region runs from base 1 to 435 and encodes 144 amino acids. The transcript has a single exon. Lineage: Eukaryota; Fungi; Ascomycota; Pichiomycetes; Serinales; Metschnikowiaceae. Gene Ontology annotation, cellular component: membrane. The record is from RefSeq and is a predicted model, not a curated record.